Molecule: messenger RNA, 561 nt
Organism: Prunus armeniaca (apricot)
Lineage: Eukaryota; Viridiplantae; Streptophyta; Magnoliopsida; Rosales; Rosaceae
Source: the annotation of a GenBank genome assembly
AUGUCGUCCAAAAGAGAAAAACGACAUCUAAAUCGAAUUGCAAAUGCAAUGAAAGAAGCUGUGAGGAAGAAGAGCGAUUGCGUUGUGAGCUCGUGGAAUCGGGAGAUGUGGUUUGGCGGUGGCGCGUUUAGGGCUUCCACUUCGACUGGAAGAGGUUUGAUUACAAGCGCCACUGCGUUUGUGAGGCAUUUCUCUCGGAAGCGCGCAGAGAAUUUGAGGAAAAUCAACCCCAAAGUGAGCUUUCCGGAGGCUAACUCCAUUGCUCGUGAUCUAUACGACGUCGUCAAGCAACAUGGCCCUCUCACCAUCUCCAAUACUUGGGUUCAGGCUAAGGAUUCUGGUCUCAGUGGAUUGAACAGCAAAACACACAUGAAGAUAAUGCUAAAAUGGAUGAGGGGAAGGAAGAUGCUGAAGCUGUUCCCCAACCAAGUUGGUUCCACCAAAAAAUUCUUGUUAUGUUCACUGCCUGAAGACCCUAAAGUUACUGAAUUUAGAACUUCCUCAGCAGUGAAGGUCCAAAAUAGGAAGCCUUCCGUGAAGCGCAAAAAGCAAAAGAAAUAA